Molecule: messenger RNA, 2199 nt
Organism: Didymosphaeria variabile
Lineage: Eukaryota; Fungi; Ascomycota; Dothideomycetes; Pleosporales; Didymosphaeriaceae
Exons: 6
Coding region: 1-2199 (732 amino acids)
Cellular component (GO): cytoplasm; membrane; microtubule
Molecular function (GO): microtubule binding; GTP binding; GTPase activity
Source: RefSeq, a predicted model, not a curated record
AUGGCUAUCGACCCAGAUGCCGUGACCACGAGCUCGCUCAGGGCUCUUCAGAAUGAAGACCAGCGCAAGGUUAUGGAUAUCGUGGACAAGCUCCGUCGCACGGGUCUCAGCGGCAUCGUCGAGCUUCCGCAGCUUGUGGUAUGCGGUGACCAAUCGUCUGGCAAAUCGAGCGUCCUAGAGGCCAUCACAGAGAUUCCGUUUCCGCGUAAAGAGAACUUGUGCACGCGAUUUGCUACCGAGAUCAUUCUUCGCCGCGCACCCAACUCAACUAUCUCAAUCACGAUAACACCGGACAAGCUGCGCCCCAAGCAGGAGCAGACGAAGCUCAAAUCUUUCAGCAAGACCAUCGAUGACUUCAACCAGCUCCCGGACAUUAUCGAAGAAGCUACGCAAGCCAUGGGUCUUGGUGUAGUUGGUGGCAUUGGUUCGAGGGCUUUCUCUCGCGAUGUCCUCUCAGUCCAGAUUGACGGCCCAGAUCGUCCCCAGCUGACUUUGGUCGAUCUUCCGGGUCUAAUCCAUAGCAGCAAUCGCUCUCAGACCGAAUCCGACAAAGAAUUGAUUCUCAACUUGGUUAAGGAGUACAUUAGCAACCCGCGCACGAUCAUCCUGGCCGUUGUCAGCGCGAAGAAUGACAUGGCCAACCAGCUCAUCGUUGACUAUGCGCGCAAGGCGGAUCAAGACAACAAGCGCACGCUUGGUAUCAUCACCAAGCCGGACUACUUGCGCGAGGGUACAGAAAACGAAUUGAGCUGGAUUGAGAUCGCGCAGAACAAGGAUGUCUAUCUUGAACGAGGCUGGCAUAUGCUCAAAAACCGCGGCGACAACGAAAUGGACUUCACUUUCGUUGAGCGCAAUAAGGCUGAGGCUCUGUUCUUCAGCAAAGGUCGCUACGUGGAUCUCCCUCGUGAUUGUGUGGGCAUCGAGUCAUUGCGUGAGCGUCUGAGCAAGCUUCUGCUCACCCAUCUCAUCAAAGAGCUGCCAUCUUUGAAAGAAGAGAUGAACACGAAAUUACAGGCGACGAGCGAUGAGAUCACCAAGCUUGGAGAGAAGCGAUCAACCAUUCCUGAACAGCGCAUGAUGCUCAUGAAAGUGUCUAUGCAGAUUAACAGCAUUCUUAAUAGUGCCGUCAAAGGCUUUUAUGAGAGCAACUUCUUUGGAGCCAUCGAUAUGAACGCCAAAGUCGAUGCUAAGGUGAACAUCUCCCGAUUUCGAGCAGUGAUUCAGCAUCGAAAUCUUACCUUCGCUGAGAACAUGCGGCUUCAUGGUCACACAUAUUCUGUUGGCAUAGGCCCUGGCGAUGAUCCCAACGAGCGGGCCGAGAUCCUGAAAGAUGAGAAAGAGCUCGGGCGCAUUUCCAAGGAUCUCCUGUUGGACCUUCCGAAGCCAAAGAUGUUCACACGUGAACAAGCUAUUGAAUGGGUGAAAAAGACGCUUGAACGUUCGCGUGGCUACGAAUUGCCUGGUACUUUCCAGCCCAUGCUGAUCAGUCAGCUAUUCUGGGAGCAGUCACAGCCGUGGGAGAAGAUUGCUGUAGAACAUAUCAAUGGCGUAGCUGAUAUCUGUGAGGGAUUCGUUUAUAAAGUUCUCCAGUACGCUGCGCCAGGUGAGUUUCUUCCGCGUAUCACUGCUCUGAGCGUCGAUGCUGCUCUCAAGUCGUCUCUAGCUGCAGCCAAGGAUGAGUUGGCCAAGCUCAUCAAGGAUAAGGCGCGCCAUCCUAUGACGUACAACCACUACUUCACGACUACGCUUCAAAAGCAGCGUCAGCGGAAGCACCAGAAGAUUGGAAAGAAAGCAGCAGAGGCUAUUACGGAAAACAAACUCAUGUUUGAUGGCAGUUUCCAAACCCUGAUCAAGCCGGAUGAUCUUGGAGAGGCUAUGUCAACGGCAAUUGAGCAGGACAUGGAUAGAUUCAGUGCUGGGGAGGCACUGGACUACGAACGCGCUUACUACAAGGACGAGCUAAAGUACUUCGUCGCCUCCGUUUGCAAGGAGUGCAUCGAGCGUCACCUCGUCGAGCCCCUUCCCAACAUAAUUCUGUCCCCUCUCGUGGUCACCGCAAUGUCCGAGAAAGAGAUUUCCUUUGUUGCUGCGGAGCCGCCUGAGAUCACACAGAAGCGUGCUCAUCUGGAGUCUCGUAUGGCUAUGUUAGAGAAGGGCCUCGAGACUUUCCGUGAGGCUAUGGGCGGCUUGAGACGCUAA